Messenger RNA from Malaya genurostris, 1213 nucleotides. Its product is annotated as ankyrin repeat domain-containing protein 54. The coding region runs from base 127 to 1050 and encodes 307 amino acids. The record is from RefSeq and is a predicted model, not a curated record. Gene Ontology annotation, molecular function: protein binding. The transcript is spliced from 2 exons. Lineage: Eukaryota; Metazoa; Arthropoda; Insecta; Diptera; Culicidae.
UACCGUGUUAGCGUCACAGUUUGAGUCUCUUGUUUUAUUGACUCUGUAAAAAAAGUUGCUUGAUGUUUUCAUACUUGGGUUAUUUGAAGCAUUCCGAUUUCGAUACCGAAAAUUGUUGAUAAUACUAUGCAAGGACCGAAAAACUCCACGGGCUCUGAUCUGGAACCAAAAACGGAUCCUGUUCCGGAAGCAGGCCCGUCUUCGACUCGUCCGAACGAUGUGUACUGGCAAGCAGCAUUCCGAGUUGGUGAAAGUAUGCUACAACCUGACUCGAAGAAGAAAAUUCUAAAAGAACAUUUUGGAGCCGUGUUGAGAAACAAUCGAAGGAAAGCACUGGCCCCUUAUAGUAAAUGUCGCCCAAGAGCAGAACAAACAUCGAUAUUCCUUAAUGCAGCUAUGGUCAACAACACUGAGCUUUUGCAAGAUAUGAUCAACAAAGGUUUUGAUCCGGAUACCAGAGAGCAAACAUUCAAUCGAUCAGCAUUGCAUAUUGCUUGUAGCAGAGGCUUCACAGACGCCGUCCGAUUGCUAUUAGAGAAUGGAGCCAAUCCAAACAUACGGGAUCUUAAUGCGAACACGCCGCUUCAUUUGGCUUCUUGCACGGAAAAUAUUGCCAUCAUAGAUCUACUGCUCAAAUUUGGCACGAAUGUUACGCUUCGUGAUGCUAGCGGCUUGAUUGCGUUGGAGAUCGCGAUCGGGAAACUUCGAUUAUCAGAUAGAAUCAUUUCAAAAAUGCAACGAUUGACUAAAAGUGACAUCCACAGUCAUCGAAAUAAUGUGGUACGUGUUUGUGAAAUGAUUUUCCAAGUUUUCAAACAGCAAGUUCGCAGUGGAAGCCUACUAUAUCUGGAUCCGAGCGAAGCGGGUCACAUGCAGCAGCGUCAACUAGAGGAAAUGCUGGAUGAUCUUAGUGAUCAGUUGGAUAGAAUAAGAAGUAAAAACAUCGAUUUCGACAGUAUCGUAGAUCAAGUACAGAAUUUGAACCUCAAAUCCGAAGUAGACAGUGACGUAGAUACGAUGCUUUCAACAUUGCAGAAGUUGGCUGUUUAAUUCCUAAAUUAAUAUUUCGCGGUUCGAAAUAUGCCUUUUAUUGGGGCUAUAUUUCCUAUAAUCUGAUGAGUUUAAGAACUGAAAGAAAUGUUAGAACUUCCUUUCUAUACAUUUUAAAUUAUGUAUGCUUGCGUGUAGAUUUAAUUGAUACAAUUGCAAUAAA